This is a messenger RNA of Clonostachys solani, 537 nucleotides long. The record is from the annotation of a GenBank genome assembly. Lineage: Eukaryota; Fungi; Ascomycota; Sordariomycetes; Hypocreales; Bionectriaceae.
AUGAAGUUCUCCCUCGUCGCCAUUGCCUUCGCCGCCGCCGUCAGCGCCCAGAGCCGCUCCGACAUCCCUGAGUGCGCCAUCGGCUGCCUCGACGACGUUAUCAAGUCCAAGACCAGCUGCUCCGUCGACGACUUUAACUGCGUCUGCAAGAACUUCGAGGCGCUCCAGGGCGACGCCACUCCUUGUGUCCUCGAGAAGUGUGGUGCCGAGACUGCCCUCAACCAGGUCCUGCCCGCCGUCCAAAAGCUCUGUGCCGCCGUCAGCGCUUCCCCCAGCAGCUCCGCCGCCGCUGCCACCUCCUCGGGAUCUGCCUCUGCCUCAGCCUCAGCCUCGGCCUCGUCCUCAGCCUCCUCUGGAUCGUCUUCUGCCUCCAAGUCUGCCGCCACCACUCCCGCCUCUUCCACCGGAACCACCAAGCCAACCUCCAACCCCAGCCCCACCGUCACCUCAUCCACCAGCACCGUCCCCACUGGUGCUGCCGGUCAGCUCGCUCCUCUCGGUGCUCUGGCCAUCGGUGCCCUCGCCUUUGCCCUCUAA